AUGUAUAAAGCUGUAUCUCAAGGUUCUAGUUAGUUUGUAUAAUGCGAACGUUUCUAUGAUGGUUUAUACUUACUUUAAAACAAUAAGCUUAGCACACUAUAUCCUGAUUAAUUUUCAUUUUGUGUCGCAGAUUGCUAGCAAGCUCAUUAUCAACACAUUAAUAAUCCCGUGACGCAGAAAUGCCAGGAUUGUGGAAAAUAUUGCAAAUCUUGUAAUUUGUAACUUGGUUGUGAGACAUGCUCUCCCUACAACACUGGCAAUUAAGGAUGGGUAAAUGCCUUAGACUCAUCUGCAACAUUUAACUAAACUGCAAAAAAAUGUGUUCCUUGCAAUAAUAAUAAAUACUGCUUAUCUUGUGAUCCAAAUGACGUCAAUUAAUGCUUAAGAUGUUCAUCUAAAUACAAUUAAACUUGUUCUUAGAAUGGAAUUAACAGUAUCUUAGAUAACUGUAUAUAGGGCGAGGAGGGUAAUGAUAUGAACUUCAACCACAGGAACCUACAAGAGAUAAUGUUUAGGUAAUUGAUCAAUUUGAUCAUUAAAUUUUAGACUGUAAUGAGAAUUAGCUAGGAUAUACAAGAAACAGUUUGCAGCAGUUGUUUGAAUGGUUUUCUUGUAAAUGGUGCUUGCCAGUCAACAUGUCCAACCUGGAAAUAUCCUGAAUUUGUGUUUAGUGUAAAAGGCAUAACAUCUUAAUCUUAUUGCUAAGGCUCCUCUAGCAAUUAAUGUACAAAAUGGAAAGUCGGCUAGUACUUAGAAUACUAAUAGCAAGGAGUUACUUAUGGAACUUGUGUUACUAAGACAGCUACUAGUAAAUACUACAGACUUUAUGUGUCAGCUGAAAAUCAAUCUGCUAAUUACAAGCCUAAUAUAGAAUCAGAUGGAUACAACACUCCCUUUUACAGUGUUGAUGAUGCAAUUCGUAAAACAGUCGAACUUUGUGCAUCUUCAAUAGUUACUUGCUCAGUUGAAAUAAAUUUGUAUAAAGGUGAUCAUUACAUUUUGAGAUCAGCAAAACUUUUCUAUAUGCCUUCUAGAUUUGACAAUACACACUAAGUUACAAAUAUCACAAUCCAGCCUCUAUUUUGCUCUUAGAACAAUUCUAAUCUAAGAUUAUGUGUUGAGGAUCAUGAAAAAGUUACGAUUUUCAACAAGUUUAGGGAUUAGUUCACAUUAACAGUAGGUUCAGGAUUAAUAAUAAAGAACAUUGUAAUUGAUUGGAUUGAUUCCAUCAUCUUACGACUGAUCAAUGUCAGAUUUCUGAUGGAUAUUCUUUUAUCAAGUUUGAUAUUACUUCGAAGACAAUUUCCACUCUAUAUCUAUAAAAUACCUUAACAGAAUUGCGUUUUCAGAAAUCUUUAUUUCCAUUAUAAUACAUUUAUUGAAACCAACUCUUAUGGCGGCUAUUUAGAGAUAUUUGAUACCAUAUUUGAACGAUUUGCUACUUGUGGCUCAAUUAUUAGAAAUUUAAAAUAAACAUACAAUCCUCCUAAUCCUUAAUAACCUAUUUAAACUGCUGUUGAGAUGUAUUUGAUUAGGUCCAAUAUACUUUAGCAAUAAGUUUAUUCAACUUUAACUUUAGAGUCUACUUUGACAAAUUCUCCUUUCACAAAUUAUUGUUCUGCCACUGACUUGACUAAGCCUAUUUGCUUCUCGAUUAACAUUUCUAAUACCUAGUUGAUUCAGUUGAAUCAUUUAGUGGAAAAGUCUAGCUUUUUAUCAUAAGUAGGUUCAAAAUACAAGAUGAUUAACUACGGUAAAAUCUCCAUCUUUCUUCUAGGAGAAAAAGACAAAUAUCAACUCAAACAUUUGAUUUCCAUUUAAGAGCAUAAACAUGGAAUAUAAAUAAUUGGCAAUAUUUUUCAAGCAAAUUCAGUGAUCAAAGGCCUCAUUAAUAUUUAAGUUGAGGAGUCAGUUUAGAGUCUUUAUCCAAUUCUGAUAGCUAAAAACUAGUUUAUUCAAAAUGCAGCUUAUUUCCAAACAGUAGCAAUACAUAUACGAUUAAAAUCUGUGCAAUAAUACACUGUUCCAAUCACUAAUUCUAGUAUAUUUUGUACUGGCGUCUCAAUUUAGUAAAACUUAUUUGAAAAAAAUUUUGGAUGCGCGAUCGUAGGUGGAUCAAUAGUUAAUAUUGAAUGCUAUAAUCCUAAUUAGCAUAAUGAUCUAGCUGCUAAUGAUGAUAUAUCUAAGUUAGUUGAUAUCAAUAAUAUACAAUAAAUGUACUACAGGGACUUUGACUAUAGCACAAUAACUGCAUAAAAUAUUCAAGAUUUUCAGUACCAAGAUGAAACCUUAAGAAUGGAUCUAUAUAUGGUAUCACUUAAAGAGAAUACUUAUAAUAAAAAUUAUGCAGGCAACAAAGAAGGUUUAAUUACUGGAUAUGGGCUAAUGAGAAUUGAGUUUUCUAAAGAAUAAUUUAUUAAUAAUGGAGAGAAUGCUAAUGAUCUGAUUCCAUUCUUGAAUAAGAUAGAUGAGAGCAUUUUUAGAUUAAUAGAAGAAGAUUAAUCAGAAGUAGAACCAUAAUAAUUUAAUUAUACAUAUUAAGCAACUAAUGAUUAAGGCCUUUCAAUUGAUGAUCUGAAUAAUUAUCUCCUCAAAUCCUAGAUAUUCUUGUAGAGUGUGAGUUAUGUUAUUUUAGAGGAUAUUUACUCAGAGGGAUUCAUUAACCUGCAGGUUCAAUACUCUUCUGAUAAGGGAUAACAAAAAGAAGUAUGGAAAUCUUCACCCUAUUUACGCAUUAGAAGAAACAUGCUUGCUUGGAGGAUUGAAUAUAAAUGGACUCAAUAUAUUUAACAUUAGCUUUUUUACGAUGAUACUUACAAUAAUGAUAUCAGUUUCAUAUUCAGAUAUAACUACUAUGUGCUUGAUGGUAUGAAUAAACCUAUGAAACCAUCUGUAGAUUAUAUCUAUGUAUAAUAUCUAGUCAUAGACAGUGUGAAAUGUAUAAAUUGUGCUUAAAACAUGAAUCAUUUCUUUUUUUAUUCAGAAGAUAUAGUAUUAAAUAAUUUGAGAGUAUUAAACAUCAAUAUGGACUUGCCAACUGAUGAACUAUUUUCUUAUAAUUCUCAAACAAGGAUAUUCACUAUUUAUAUUUCAGAUACUAGCAAGUAGAACUUUGGUAAGAUGAGAUUAUUUUCUAAUUCUCACUUUGAAAAUAUAAAUGGAGAUUAUGGCUCUAUUGGAAUUAUUAAUAGUUAUGAAAAUCAACCUGCUAUUUAACUUUUAAUAUUCAAUACAACCAUUAUCAAUUCACAAGCAUCCAAUUAUGGAGGAGCAUUUGUCAUAGCAAGAUUAUCUCUCAGUAAUUUAACAUUUUUGGACUGUAAAUUUAAGAAUGUCCGAAGUACUAAAUAUGGUGGAAUUCUGUAUGCAAAAGGAUAACAAGAUAGGAAGGCGAUCAAUAUGGUGGCAAUUAGUAGGUCAAUUAUUGAGGAUACUAAUCAAAUAAGCAUUGGGUUAGCUGUCUAUAUUAAACAAACACCAAGAAUUAUUUUACAAAUAUCUGAUACGAAUGUCACAUGUAACACAAGCUUUCAACCAUUCAAUUUUGAUUAUUCUAAUAUGGAGGAAACAUUGCUUGCACUAAUUGCUUUAAAUUCAAAUUUUAGAGACCUGAUUUCAUCUUUGGAAGUGCUUAUCGAGGUGGAUCAAUUUAUUUAGAUUAUACUGAAUAAAAUGAUUUAGAAACAAAAAUUAUAGAUCUUGACCUUAGCUACUUCUUUAUUUUGA
Molecule: messenger RNA, 3726 nt
Organism: Stylonychia lemnae
Lineage: Eukaryota; Ciliophora; Spirotrichea; Sporadotrichida; Oxytrichidae
Source: the annotation of a GenBank genome assembly